Molecule: messenger RNA, 2168 nt
Organism: Oxyura jamaicensis (ruddy duck)
Lineage: Eukaryota; Metazoa; Chordata; Aves; Anseriformes; Anatidae
Gene: FRMD1
Product: FERM domain containing 1
Exons: 13
Coding region: 67-1896 (609 amino acids)
Biological process (GO): positive regulation of hippo signaling
Cellular component (GO): cytoplasmic side of apical plasma membrane; cytoskeleton
Source: RefSeq, a predicted model, not a curated record
GUGCGUGGGAUGAAGGGAGCCUGACGGCCAUCCGAGGAGGAGAGGAGCCGCCGCGAGCUGCCCGCCAUGAGCAGGGCGCUGCUGGCCGGCAGGAUGCAGCCCGAGGGCCGCAGCGUCUGCGUCUUCCUGCCCGACCGGGAGCAGCUCAGCCUGACCGUGGGGGUCAAAGCCACUGGACAGGAGCUCUUUCAGCAAGUUUGUGAUUUAGUGAAGAUUAAAGAGCCUCACUUCUUUGGCCUCAGCAUUGUUAAAAAUAAUGAGUAUGUUUUCAUUGACCUGGAGCAAAAGCUUAGUAAAUACUUCUCAAAGGAAUGGAAGAAAGAGACCAACAAAGGAACAGAGAAAUUCAGCCCUCCUUUUGUUGCAUUCUUUAGAGUACAAUACUACGUAGAAAAUGGAAGGGUAAUAAGUGACAAGGUGGCAAGGCAGCUUUACUACUGCCAUCUCAAAGAGCAAGUACUCAUGUCUCGGUGCAACCACAAAGAAGAAAUCUACUUCCUGCUGGCUGCCUACAGCUUGCAGGCAGACUUGGGCAACUACAGGGAGGAGGUCCAUACUGGGAAAUAUUUUGAACCUCAGGCAUAUUUCCCACAAUGGAUAAUUGCAAAGAGGGGGAGUGACUACAUCUUGAAACAUGCCCCAGAGAUGCACCGAGAACAGCAAGGCCUGAGUGCAAAGGAAGCUGUGCUGAAGUUCAUUAAGGAGUCCUGCUUGUUGGAAGAUGUGCCUGUCCACUUCUACAGGCUGCAGAAGGAUAAGAAGGAGGAUCGCCCAACAGUUAUCCUGGGCCUGACCCUUAGAGGAAUGCACAUCUAUCAGGAGGUGAACCACGUUCGUCAGCUCCUCUACGACUUUCCCUGGUCGCACAUCGGGAAGCUGGCGUUUCUGGGGAAAAAAUUUGAGAUCCAGCCAGAUGGUUUGCCCUCUGCACGGAAACUAGUUUACUACACAGGUUGCCCCUUCAGGUCACGGCACUUGCUGCAGCUCCUCAGCAACAGCCACCGGCUCUUUCUGAAUAUCCAGCCAGUGUUGAAGCAAAUCCAAAAACUGGAGGAGGCUGAAGAGAAGAAGCGCUACCGGGAGUCCUAUAUCAGCGACACGCUGGACAUGGACUUGGACCCGUGCGACAAGAACUCGCGCGGCAGCGGGAGCAGCGUGGGCAGCCGGAGGGAUAACCGCCUCUCGCGCCAGUCCACGGGGAGCCACGGCAGCUCUCACACCUCGGGCAUUGAGGCUGACUCGAGGCACCGAGUGUCAGUGGAAAUGUCGGUGGAUGAGCCCUUUAGCAUCGACCGAGUGCACAGGAAGGAGAAAUCCUGCAGCUCAACCAUCAGCUACGGUAGCUCUGGCAUUGACAGUGGCAGCAAAGGGAGGGCUGAAGAUGACUCUCAGGAUGAUGAUCUUGAGCUGGCAGUAGAUGAGCCAGAGGAGGUGCCUGUAGAUGAGCCUUUAGAGAGAGACCAGUUAGAGGAGGCCACUGUGGAAGAAUCUGUUGAAUCUCUUCCUCUAGAUGCUGCUAGCUGCCAAGCUGUAAAUCAGGAGUCGCUGUCUGUGGUGCAAGUCACACUAAUAAAAAUGAGAGGUCAAAGUGUGGAGUCCCUUCAUCAGGUCAAAUCGCCCAAAGGCAGGAGCUGCACGGACCAGCACAGCCAGAGUUUGGAUGACAUCCGCCUGUACAAGCACCGGCACCCGCCACUGAGUGCCACGCUAUCUUCAGACACGUCCCACAGCUACACAUUCGGCUGCAGCCUGGAGGAUAAGCUGUCUAUCUACGGCUGCGUUUAUUCCACAGCAGACUGCAAAACCAAGUCUGCCCUUUACGGGAAGCGAUCCAUGAACUGCCUCUCCUUGGAUCUGCUGGGAGAGGACCAGCUGCCAGAGGAGUUCGUGGUGUAAUGAGAUUGGAGCUCUUCCAUACCAGCACACCAUGGAAAUAUAUACCUCAUUAACACGUGUGAUGUCACUGGGUCUCGUAGGAGAUUGAGCAGCUUUGUUACUCAACUCCAUAAUCAGUAAGUGGCAUCGCUUUUGCCGACCUGACUACAGGGCAAAUCAGCUGGAGUGUAGCACUUAAUGUUGGCACUGGGAGGGUCUGUUGGGCAGAAAAUGGAAGUGGGCUGCACCAUUAGUAGUGACCAAAAAAAAAAAACAACCCAAAACUGGACCAA